Messenger RNA from Rhopalosiphum maidis (corn leaf aphid), 497 nucleotides. RefSeq lists its product as uncharacterized. The record is from RefSeq and is a predicted model, not a curated record. Bases 1 to 495 code for a protein of 164 amino acids. NCBI's taxonomy places the organism in Eukaryota, Metazoa, Arthropoda, Insecta, Hemiptera, Aphididae. The transcript is spliced from 2 exons.
AUGACCGUCAUGAAGUCACGAAUAUUGAGUUUUGUGAUAUUUGUGGCUCUGUCGUUACAGGCCACCCACGUUAACGCGCAAGAUCUACCCUGUUUGACUUGUCCAAAGGUUACCACAGCCAUUAACACAAUCAAUACCAUCACUGACGUCAGUUAUUUCUUCCGUGAUAAUGCUUCACUAAGCCGAACAGGACCACAAAAUAUCGCUGCUGGAAGUCUAGAUCCGUUUCAAGAGUCGAAAGCAAGUCUACCAGAAGGGCGGGGGAAGAAGAAGAAAAAAAUCAAAAACAAUUCGAUGAAUAUGAUGGUCGGCGGAAGCAUAAUGGCAACUUUCGUCGUGAUAUUUAUAUUCUUAAAUAUGAUAACCGUGACGCUCGGAAAAGCACUGCUUUUCACAUUUAUCGCCAAGUUUUUGAUAUCUGUAAAUUGGAAAUCAUCGGAAUCCUCGUCGAAAAAGAAACCUUCUCAUAAUGACAUAACAGUCUUAAUGACGUGAAA